Marasmius oreades (fairy-ring Marasmius) is the source of this 246-nucleotide messenger RNA. RefSeq lists its product as uncharacterized. The record is from RefSeq and is a predicted model, not a curated record. Lineage: Eukaryota; Fungi; Basidiomycota; Agaricomycetes; Agaricales; Marasmiaceae. The transcript has 4 exons. Bases 1 to 246 code for a protein of 81 amino acids.
AUGGUAGCGUCCUACAACAACCCUUUCCUUGGCCAUGGAGUCAUUUCCGUUCAAUCUGAAUAUCUCGAACUCGAAAGCCGCGGUGCCCUUGUUACUGGGACGCCUGGGAUUGGCAAAUCAGUGUUUCUUAUCUACUAUCUUCUGGCUAAAAUAUUAGCUCGCAAACAACCGGUAUUCUUCCAUAUCCAAGCUAAUACAUUUGUCUUUCUUGGACCCGAAGUGACAGAUGUACAUGGAUUGGACUAG